AUGAAUGUUGCACGACAAUAUCAUACAGCAUCGAUACUAAGCACUGGAGAAGUUAUAGUUACUGGUGGAAACAGCUCUAAUGGUUUUUUAUCUAGUGCAGAACUGUACGAUUCAUCAACAGGAGUUUGGACAAUGACUUGCAACAUGAGUUCUGCACGGUACGUUCAUACAGCAUCGAUACUAAGCACUGGAAAAGUUUUAGUUACUGGCGGAUUUGGUUCUGGUAGCGCUUUAUAUAGUGCAGAACUGUACGAUCCAUCAACAGAACUUUGGACAAUGACUGGCAACAUGAGUUUUAGACGAUACCUUCACACAGCAUCGAUACUAAGCACUAGAAAAGUUUUAGUUGCUGGUGGAUACGACUUGAUUGGCUAUUUACAGAGUGUAGAACUGUACGAUCCAUCAACAGGAUAUUGGACCAUAACUGGCAACAUGAGUUCUGGACGGUAUCUUCACACAGCAUUCAUAUUAACUAAUGGCAAAGUCUUAGUUGCUAGUGGAUCUAACUCUCUUGGCUAUUUGAACAGUGCAGAAUUAUAUGGAUAA
Messenger RNA from Rotaria sp. Silwood2, 546 nucleotides. NCBI's taxonomy places the organism in Eukaryota, Metazoa, Rotifera, Eurotatoria, Philodinida, Philodinidae. The record is from the annotation of a GenBank genome assembly.